AUGGAUAGAAAGUCUGCUAGAAUAAAAGCAGAGUUACAAAGAUAUGGUUGGAGAGUUUCGAAGAAUUUUAAAUAUAGGAAGGGAAGACCCAUAAAAGUCUAUGACAAAUUGUCUGGUCUUCGCUACGAAAUGGAUUUGGAAACAGCACGUGCCAAUUAUCCAAACAGACUAGAGAGGUUAGAAGAAGAACGUCUUAUGGACAUGCCUUUCGAUGUUAGUGAACCUCAAGUUGAAGGACACGACGGCUUUGCCAGAUUCUACUGGAAACAUGACGAACAAUUGCAUCCUUUGAGAAGGAAAAAAGGAAAAGGUGAAGACGCACAUGCUCCCAUGGAAAGAACAAGAUAUGCAUAUGAAAAGUAUCGUGAAGUUAGAAGUCAAAUUACAUCUGGUCGAACCUUUACAGUAAACUUUGACGAAGGAAAGAACAAAGAAGGCUUCAUGGGAGUACUUGCUGCAAUUCAAGACGGAAAUAAGAAAGGACACAAUCUCAGAUUGACCAUAACAGAUUUGGAUGGUCACAUUUACUAUGCACAUGGCAAUGAACAAACAG
Messenger RNA from Trichomonas vaginalis G3, 553 nucleotides. RefSeq lists its product as uncharacterized. The annotation marks the transcript as partial. The transcript has a single exon. The record is from RefSeq and is a predicted model, not a curated record. NCBI's taxonomy places the organism in Eukaryota, Parabasalia, Trichomonadida, Trichomonadidae.